Messenger RNA from Paramecium octaurelia, 990 nucleotides. NCBI's taxonomy places the organism in Eukaryota, Ciliophora, Oligohymenophorea, Peniculida, Parameciidae. The record is from the annotation of a GenBank genome assembly.
AUGUAAAACAACUUUAUGUAUAAUUAAUAAGGAUAUAUGUAUCCUUAAUAAUAUAUGUACCCACAUCCGCCUCCAAAUUAUGUGUUUCCUCAAUAAAUAUAACCUGCUUAGUUCUAUUAUAUGAAUCCAUAGAAUUAAGCCAUGUAUUAAUAUAAUAUUGGUUAAUAACAAUAACAAUAAUAACAACAACAACAAUAGUCGAGAAUUAAAUGCAAUCAACCUAAAACAAAGGAAUAGGAUGUCAAGAUAUAGAAGCAAUAAGUAGUUAAAUAGCAAUCUAAUUAAAUCAUGUAAUAGUAGAUGGAAAUGCAGAAGACAAACAUAAAGAUUUUAACAGAAUAAUAAAUUCGAGAUUAAGUAGGCUCAAUUACCAAACAGGGGUUUUGCCAUUAUUGCAAUAAAAAUGGGAAAAUGUGUUAUUAUUGUUUCAGCAAUUAUAAAUCAACCGACUGCAGACAUGGAUUCUGCUUUGAUUGCUUGAUGUUUAAAUUCAAGGUAAGAGCUCAUUUUAAUCAAUUAGAUCAACCCAAUAAAGAUAUUACUUAGACCCGAUUGGAAUUGCCCUAUCAAAAGCAAGUAAUGCAUUUGCAGUAGAUGUUCAAAUAUAAAUCAUAUGGAUUCUGAUUAAUUCAUUUCAAAUGACUCAGUGGAAAGUUGCAAUAAAUAUGCGCAUAUCAUAGAGAACACUAAGAAAAUUAAGAAGCAAUAUUAGAAAAAGAAGAAUAUAAUUAGAGAAAUGUUUUAAGUGAAGUUUUAACAAUUGGAUCCAAAGAAGAAGAAAUAACAAUAGGUAUAACAUAGGAAUUAAGGUAGUCAAUGAAGAAGACUUUAUUACUUAAUAAGAUCAAGAAGCAAAUGUAAUUCUCUUAAGAAUGCAUUUUGAAAUUGAAACAAAAGCAUAGCCAAAAUGAUGAAUAAAUAUUGCAUUAGGUUGUCAGAUAUAAUUUUGGGUCCUUAAUUGAUUUGUUUAAAGAAUAUAAAUAGGCUUGA